GCACGUGUGACGUCAUCUAUGCGACGAUUUUAAAGCACAUCGCGAUUUCCAGCAGAUUCUUCUAAGUUAUUCUGAAAGCUAAACUCCAUUACAAGCUAUAAUAGCAUCAAAACAAAGGCACUUUUAAGAGCCACGUCCCCAUCGUUUCCCUGUCCUUGCUGUUGUGAAAUUGUCCUAUCUCUGUUGCUGUCUGUGUAUCUCUGUCUGUGUAGCUGUGUAUCUUAUCUGUCCAUCUUUCUGUUGUUAGUCCCUUUCUGUGUUUUUGUCACCAUGAGUGAUUCAGAGCACCAAGAUCCAUUUAAGAGCCUUGAUGAUUUUCUUGAUAAUGAAGAACUCAAAAAUGAGAUGGAAAGUCUUGAUGACUUGAUUGGUGAGCUUCAGGAUGAGGAAGUAGCAGCACCAGUCCAGACACCUGAACCAACCAUAAGGUGGACAAAGAGAGACAUCGAUGGAAACAUAAUAUAUUCGAGGCCAAGAACAAGCAGUAACCAGUCAAAUGAGGCUGGUCCUUGUCGGAGAAUUGAUCCUCCCUUGGAUGCGCCUGACACUAGCCAUGAGUUGGCCUUUGCUCCAGACUGUUGAGUGUUUUCUACGAGAUCUCCAGCACUCAUUGAGCGAUACCUCAGAGGAUGUCCAGGAAGCAUCAGCCCGAACUGCUCCUCUCAUGGCUUCCUUGGAUUGGGCAACUAGAAAAAGUCUCUUUUCAGAAAGGUGGAAGACAGAGAGGCCACGUCUGGUGAACAACACAGUGGAACAAGAAAAUGUGGCAAACCACAUCUGCCAACAGUGUGGGAGCAACCCAGCUGCUGUUUGUUGCAGUGACUGUCGACCAAGCCCCUUGUUCUGCGCUGAAUGUGAUUUUAUAAGAAACACUGAGAUCAAUCUGCGACUGUCACACCGUUGUGUUCGACUUGUGCCUGUGGAAAUGCCUGCAGAAAUCUGUAGUUGUUCGCCAGUUUCAUUGAGGGUCAACCCAGGAAAGGCUGUUGCUGUGGUGACAGUUAAUGGAAGACAUGAUCUUAGCAUGCCUGAGUUAAGUUGUGACACAUGUCAUGUCACUUGGGCUGCUGGAGUGGACAAUCUCAUCCGGAGUGGAUACUGGCCUGCUACACUGCAAUUUGCCACAAUUUAUGACACGGAUAUCUUUCAUUCAUUUGAAGAAAUGAAGAUGGCAGUGCCAGGACUGUCCUGCCAAGCAUUUUUAAGAAUGCUUGAUCAGAGAACUUUGCGCUUUGGCCGUGCUGGAAAGAUCUCAGCAAACAGCUUUCAUAAAAGUUUUUUUGAGUGGGAAGCUGUGCGGUUUGAGGUGGACAACAUCGUUAAGGAGGAGCGCUUCAUCUGUCCUGCCUGCAGCCCGGAUAUGCUUGCAGUUUCAGUGGAUGGAAACCGCAAGCAUUACCGGUACAAGAAUUCAGCUAGCAACAUCAACAAAAACCACUACUGAUGAUGCUGAUGCCUUGGCCAGCAGAAUUGAGGUCCUGGUUGUAAGUAUAAAGAGACGCUCUCAUCGACUUUAUAAAGAUACAGACGGCAACAAAGCUCGUGCCAGGAUCCGGUGCAAGAUCAGGAAGGAGAAGGAGAUCCUAACCUCGGUUGUAGAGAGUUACAACAGAAUGGCUCCAAGUACAGAAACUCUUUGCUUGGAGAACAUUUUGUCGGAGGAGGAGAAUGCUUGGCCAUGGCAGCUACCACACAGUGGUAUGUACACAAGUCUGUAUAAGUUUGACAUAUUUUUUACAUAAUUCUCUCUUCCAUGAAUGCAAUCCAGACUCUGUCGAUCUAACGACCAAGAGAAGGGCAUUUGACAUUGUCAAUGCAAUAAGGAGGCUUCAAGAGGAGAAGAAGAUUGUUCUCAUUGAGAUGGACCACCAUUGGAGAGCUCUUCAAACCCGUGGUGAUGGCCUGAAAGAGCUGUCCUGCCUGCUUUCCAGUGAGACAAUGCAAAAUUUGGGUCCUAAGUGAAGAGGGGUUGAGAGGUCUGCAGAGUACCAUCCUCAGAAAGCGGCAGAACAUCACAGAGAGGAAGUUGCAACCUUCAAGUUUUGUCUGGAGCAGAAAAUGUGAAUUUCUUGCACAGGGCUUCAGCUGAUGACUAUGACAGUGACUCUGAUUCUGACAUGGAUUAGAAAACUGACCCCUUCAACUGGACGAUUAUGAAUAUGCUCCUUCAACCCUUCCGGCCCUCCCUGUGUAACCACCCCUUCCUGCACUCAGGAUCUAAACAGCCAAGUUACUGCUAUGGAACCAAACAGCUUUCUGAGAUCAACUAUUUUCCAGGAUCCAAAAUGGGCCUCCAACCAACCGUAACCAUCAUAAUCAGUCAUCAAAAGGCUCAGAAGAACUCUCCUGACACAUCUUCAAACAUUGUGAAUAGCCUCUUAAAACCAAAAUACCACUUAAUUUGAUUAUAGAUUACAUUUUUAAGGUUAAAUGCACAUGUUUGUUUUUUUAAAUACACAAAUCAUAAUGCCUGUCAAUAUAAAUCCUGCAUACUGUAUAUAAUGUAUAUAGAAAUGUAUUGUAUUCAUACUGUACAUAAUAAUGUACUCCAUGUAUAUCCAUUCAAUCUGUAAAUCCUUGUUACAAGUUGUAAUGUUAAGAACUAAUGUAAACACUCAAAAUUGUAUUGUAACUAGGGCUGUCAGUCGAUUAAAAUAUGUAAUCGCGA
Molecule: messenger RNA, 2668 nt
Organism: Gymnodraco acuticeps
Lineage: Eukaryota; Metazoa; Chordata; Actinopteri; Perciformes; Bathydraconidae
Exons: 10
Coding region: 497-1444 (315 amino acids)
Source: RefSeq, a predicted model, not a curated record